UGUAUCUAGUGAUGAGUCAGAUGGAAGGAUUGGGAGAUGGCGAAGGGAAAAACGGAAGCCGGGGCCUGGCUGUGAGCACAGCUGGGGGUGAAGACGCGUUUGCAGGCGCCAUUGUUUCUGCCGUCGAGGAUGCCCAUCACGAGAGCGUUGCGCCGGUCCACUACAUUGGUCAGCAGGUGAGUGAAUGGUCAGCAGGUGUAUAUAUCACGGCAUUCCUUAGGCCUGAAAGAAGUUUUCUGCUUCUUGGCACACUUGACUCUGGGCUCGAGUUUUCUUUUUUUUGCGGGAAGCCAGCGUCAAACCACGUUGACAUUAGCCUGAUCUGCCCAUUCGAGCCUACCAUUACGCCAGUCAGCAACAACACUUGGGGGCAUUUCUCCGUCAUACGCGGCGAAAUCUCUUUCUUCGUACCACGUCGUACGGACAAUGCCAGAUUUGAGUUCGGCGGGAUACGUUUACUGACCGACGAACCCCUGCACUACCACGUAAAUGUCUUCAAAGAUGGAGCGUGGUAUCUACAAGUCUCGAAAGCCAUGGACAGUGUGAUACAACGCUCAACCUUCAUCAGCAACCCAUACUGUGUGCUGCAACGAGAGGCUCUGUACAUGAUGUAUGAGGUUGGUAAAGUUGUGGCGUAUGACCUGCUCAAUGGAUCGUUCACGCGGGUCCAUCUCCCUCAAGACUUCGUUCUCAGCAGCUUGCAUGGUGGUGCGGACUACAGGUUGACCAAAUCCACCAUGGGUAUGCUAACCAUCGUGCAGGUGCAAGGUGUGCUGCUCCGUGUCCGGGACAGAGGGGUAUCUGGUAAAUGGAUCUUGCGGGCAAGCCUCCCCUUCCCAGUGAUGUUUGGCCUUUCCGAAGAAUGAACAAGGUGGGACGCUGUGUCCUAUUCUGUGAGGACACUUGCCGCCGACGAGACAGCACGCCACGUAGUUGCGAGGUUUGGAUACGGGUGUCUGUACUCCAUCGACACCGAGGCCAUACAAGCAACGUAGCUGCUCCCACACACCAACACCAUCCUAGUUUGCAAGGUUGUGCCAAUCAAUCUGAGGUGGCCGCCCAGGUUCCCUGGACACUUAGAUCAGUACUAAGUUAUCGUUAUGAAAUGCAAUCAUUUUAUUAUGGCCCGAAGGCUUAUCUUUGUAAUUCGGAUAUGUAUUUU
This is a messenger RNA of Triticum aestivum (bread wheat), 1162 nucleotides long. RefSeq lists its product as uncharacterized. The record is from RefSeq and is a predicted model, not a curated record. Bases 12 to 866 code for a protein of 284 amino acids. The transcript is spliced from 2 exons. Lineage: Eukaryota; Viridiplantae; Streptophyta; Magnoliopsida; Poales; Poaceae.